Messenger RNA from Oncorhynchus gorbuscha (pink salmon), 446 nucleotides. RefSeq names its product high choriolytic enzyme 1-like. Gene Ontology annotation, biological process: proteolysis. The transcript has a single exon. The record is from RefSeq and is a predicted model, not a curated record. Gene Ontology annotation, molecular function: zinc ion binding; metalloendopeptidase activity. The annotation marks the transcript as partial. NCBI's taxonomy places the organism in Eukaryota, Metazoa, Chordata, Actinopteri, Salmoniformes, Salmonidae.
ACACACCUGAGGAGGACUGUAUAAAAAGCCAGACGGUCUCUCUCCAAAUGAACGGGUGUGUUUACUUCGGCAUCAUUCAGCACGAGACUCUCCACGCUCUGGGCUUCCAACACGAACAAACCAGGAGCGACCGUGACGAGUACGUCACCAUCAACUGGAGUAACAUCGACUCUAACAAUGCCUUUAACUUUGAUAGAUCAAACACCAACAACCUGAACACUCCCUAUGACUACAGCUCUGUCAUGCACUAUGGAAAAACAGCCUUCUCUGUCAACGGGAUGGACACCAUCACCCCCAUCCCCAACCCCAACGUGCCCAUCGGCCAGAGACAGGGGUUGUCCACCACAGACAUCCUGAGGAUCAACAGACUCUACGGCUGCUGAGAGGAAGACAUCAAGUCACAGGAGAAAAGUCUGGAAAAGACCAGAUGAAGGAAGUCAAGUCUG